AUGGCAGAAGGAGGAUAUAAUAUUCAAUCGCAUAAUAAUUAUCCUGAUCGAAUGCAACAAUCGCAACAAGGUGGAUCAGUUAGUGAAGAAGAAUUAGCAACUAAAACACUUCAUAUACAAUCGAAACGUUUUUAUUUGGAUGUUAAACAAAAUCGACGUGGUCGAUUUAUAAAAAUUGCUGAAGUUAGCGCUGGUGGUCGAAAAAGUCGUAUAUUAAUGUCUAUGAGUGUUGCAAAUGAAUUUCGUGAUCAAUUAGGUGCAUUUGAUCAAUUUAUUCGUACAUUAGGCGAACAUAAUCCAAAUAAUCAACAACCUACAGAAGAUGGUUGUUUACGUUCAGCACUUAUAACACGUGAUGAUCGAAAAUAUUAUCUUGAUUUAAAAGAAAAUGAACGUGGACGAUUUUUACGUAUUUCAAUGGUUGGUAUGAAUGCUCCGCGUACACAAAUCGCAUUACCUGUACAAGGUGUACAAGAAAUACGUGAUGCAUUAAAUACUUUACUUGAAGAAUUUGGAAAUGAAGAUGAUAGAGAUAGUAUCGAGUCACUACCAGCAAUAGAACCAGCUGAAAUACCUGACAGUAAAUUUGUUCAUGUUGGAAAUAAAAACUUUUAUUUUGAUAUUGGUUCAAAUAAUCGUGGCGUCUUUUUACGUAUAUCCGAAGUUCGUGCAAAUUUUCGAACAGCUGUAACAAUACCAGAAAAGGCAUGGCCUCGUUUUCGCGAUAAUAUUAAUGAUUUUAUGCUUGCAAUGGAAAAAGAACGUAAUAAUAUAUCAUCAACAGUCGAUAAUUCCCGGUCAACUUCUGGUAAUGAAGAUAAACCACCAAUAACGCCAAGCGAUAUUGGUGAAAAUAAAAAUUAA
Adineta steineri is the source of this 864-nucleotide messenger RNA. NCBI's taxonomy places the organism in Eukaryota, Metazoa, Rotifera, Eurotatoria, Adinetida, Adinetidae. The record is from the annotation of a GenBank genome assembly.